AUGGUGGGGCCUAGUGGAGGCGCUCCGAGUGUUGUUGGUCUCGAGGGCAUGCCUGCGCCAGCUCCAAGACCUCGCGGUCCAAAGUUGAAAUUCACGCCCGAAGACGAUGCGCUGCUUGUGGAUCUGAAAGAGAACAAGUCGUUGACCUGGAAGCAAAUAGCGGAAUUCUUUCCUGGUCGUUCGUCAGGCACACUGCAGGUCCGGUACUGCACAAAGUUGAAGGCCAAGACCACACAGUGGACCGAGGAGACCAUCCAAAAACUUCGGACCGCUCUGCACGACUACGAGCAGGAGAAGUGGCGCAUUGUGGCCCAGAAAGUAGGCACAGGCUUCACAUCGGCAGCAUGCAAGGACAAAGCCAGAGAGUUAUCUGAGUUAUAG
Mollisia scopiformis is the source of this 381-nucleotide messenger RNA. RefSeq lists its product as uncharacterized. The record is from RefSeq and is a predicted model, not a curated record. Lineage: Eukaryota; Fungi; Ascomycota; Leotiomycetes; Helotiales; Mollisiaceae. The transcript is spliced from 2 exons. Bases 1 to 381 code for a protein of 126 amino acids.